This is a messenger RNA of Gongylonema pulchrum, 405 nucleotides long. The record is from the annotation of a GenBank genome assembly. NCBI's taxonomy places the organism in Eukaryota, Metazoa, Nematoda, Chromadorea, Rhabditida, Gongylonematidae.
UUUGGAUGGCCAACGUUGAAUAUGAAUCUGCUAAAGAAUCAUCCAAAAGUGCGCAUCGGCAAUCUCGGCUUAUUUGAACAGAAGAUGAAGCAGUUUAUGGGUAGUGGACCGGACAACUUUAUGGUUGUUGCUGAUUUCGACUACACUCUUACAGCAAGUGUGACCGAUACUGGCCAGCCAUGCGACAUCACCUAUGGCGCGUUUGUGAGAGCAGCAAUUAAAAAAUCACCACACUAUCGACAGCUGUUCAGAGACCUGAACGACAAGUUUGCACCGAUCGAAGCCAACUUUUCGCUGGGUGAUAAGGAGAGAUCAGCAGCUAUGCAGGAUUGGUUUGUUCGCAUUGACUUUCUUGAACAGUAUGAUACCGGAAUUCAGUUGCACCACCCUGGCCAUCCUUUUUGA